AGGUAUAUCAAUCACAAAACAAAUUAAUCCACAAACCAUUGGGAAAGAAGAUACAUCAAACUAAUUAUCUACCAUGCUUUCUGCUAUUAAUUAUUCCCUUCUUGCAACCAUUUUCUUAGUGCUAACCUUAAUUUUUCCUUCAGAAGGCCAAUUGAGUUCAACCUUCUAUUCUAGCACAUGCUCCAAUGUGUCUUCUAUAGUGAGGAGUGCUGUUCAGCAGGCUCUUCAAUCUGAUUCACGAAUUGGUGCAAGCCUCUCUCGCCUCCACUUUCAUGAUUGCUUUGUCAAUGGGUGUGAUGCGUCCAUUUUGUUAGACCAAGGUGGUAACAUCACACAAAGUGAGAAAAAUGCUGCUCCCAACGUCAAUUCCAUUCGAGGCUUUGAUGUUGUUGAUAACAUCAAGAGCUCCCUCGAAAGUUCAUGCCCUGGAGUUGUAUCUUGUGCUGAUAUUCUUGCUCUUGCAGCAGAAUCUUCUGUGUCCUUGUCAGGAGGACCUUCAUGGAACGUACUACUUGGAAGAAGGGACGGUUUAACUGCAAACCAAGCUGGUGCCAAUAGUUCCAUUCCCUCUCCAUUUGAGAGCCUUGCCAAUGUCACUUCCAAAUUCUCUGCUGUUGGCUUAGACACAACCGAUCUCGUUGCAUUAUCUGGUGCACACACUUUUGGUCGUGCCCAAUGCCAAUUUUUCUCCCAAAGGUUAUUCAACUUCAGUGGCACAGGAAGCCCUGAUCCAACCUUGAACUCAACCUAUUUGGCCACUCUUCAGCAAAAUUGUCCCCAAAGUGGGAGUGGAUCUACAUUGAACAACCUUGACCCUUCUACCCCUGACACUUUUGACAACAACUAUUUCACCAAUCUUCUCAUCAACCAAGGUCUUCUCCAAACAGAUCAAGAACUCUUCUCCUCUAAUGGCUCUUCCACAAUCUCCAUCGUUAACAACUUUGCCAACAACCAAUCAGCCUUCUUCGAAGCUUUUGUGCAGUCAAUGAUCAACAUGGGUAACAUCAGCCCUUUGACUGGAUCCCAAGGAGAAAUUAGAACUGAUUGUAAGAAAUUGAAUGGAAGUUGAAAAGAGAGACAGAGAGCAUAAGACAAUAUCUACAAGAAGUUGUAGAAUCUUGAUACAACAUAUAGUUUUGAUUUUGCAUUUGUGUAUGUGAGUGUAGCUAAGAUAUGGUUAAGCAAUUGAUGUAGGUCAAGUUUUUGCAUGUGUGUACGUCCCAGGGGAUUUAUAGUUUUGUUUUUGCCGGUGUCAAGGACCACAAAAUGGUUUAGAUUUUUCUUUUUCCAAUGAGAAAUUAUUACCCCUUCUAUAUAGGUGUUUUUUUUUAAUCAUGGUAUUAAGUGGUGAUUAAUUUUUCUCAUCAAUUCAUGAACACACAUAAAGUAUUUUUCUUUUAGUA
This is a messenger RNA of Glycine soja, 1403 nucleotides long. Its product is annotated as peroxidase A2-like. Gene Ontology annotation, molecular function: peroxidase activity; heme binding. Lineage: Eukaryota; Viridiplantae; Streptophyta; Magnoliopsida; Fabales; Fabaceae. The coding region runs from base 74 to 1069 and encodes 331 amino acids. The record is from RefSeq and is a predicted model, not a curated record. Gene Ontology annotation, biological process: response to oxidative stress; hydrogen peroxide catabolic process. The transcript has 4 exons.